Messenger RNA from Aspergillus bombycis, 1731 nucleotides. RefSeq lists its product as uncharacterized. The transcript has 2 exons. The record is from RefSeq and is a predicted model, not a curated record. Gene Ontology annotation, molecular function: catalytic activity. Lineage: Eukaryota; Fungi; Ascomycota; Eurotiomycetes; Eurotiales; Aspergillaceae. Bases 1 to 1731 code for a protein of 576 amino acids.
AUGCCUUCAACCCACGAGACUGUCCCAAGCCCCGACCUUUACGGUCCUGGCACCUUUGUUGACCAAGAAUUUCUCCCGGUUCCAGAUGAUGCCCGUCGAGUCUUGGAGAUUUUGGCCAAGACUACCCCUGGCUUUACGAAAGAUCCUCGCGUGUGGGAUUCUGUGACAUUUGAAGGACAUGCCGAACCCAUCAUUCCCGGGCCGUUGAAAGCUCCAGUUGUCGCAGCUGCUCUGCAUGCAAUGUGUGGUAUUGUUGGCAACGAAUUGUUGGAAGAGCGGGAUGGCCAAGCUGCUCAUAACCAAAGCGUGACCAUUAAUACAGACCAAGCUGCAAUUUGGCUAGGCUCCAUCCUUACUGCCAGAAUAAAUGGCUCGGAGGUCAGCGAGCUGGCCAGCAUAGGCAAAGGGGCCUCUCUUUUCAAGCGCGACUUUGAAAAGGGGGUCUUUGAUAACCCAUUGAGAUUAAGAACGACAGCUAUCUACCCAACGAAGACAACUGGAGUUUGGUACCAACUUCAUGGGUCGUUAAAUGCAGACCCCGUCCUACGUGCAAUCGGUGUGGACCCGGCUGCACGAUGUGAGACCCCGGCGGAGGCGUACCAAACAAUCCGCCAACAGACGCAGAGGUUCACUGCCGACGAGCUCGAGAUGAUUAUGGUGAAGAAUGGCUUUUGUGGCAGCAUUUGCUAUACCCCAGACGGCUGGAAACAGACACUGAUGGGCAAGCGCUUGGAACGCCACCCAUUUGUCAACUACUCUCGGGAGUCGUACGCCAUUCCCACGCCUCCGGUACCUUUGCCUUCUCUGGUCGAUAAGCGUCCGUUGGCAGGCAUCAAGGUGGUAGAGAUGGUGCGGAUCAUUGCUGGCCCAGUGAUUGGAACUACACUGGCGGCAUUCGGGGCCGACGUUAUCCGCGUCAAUUGCAGUGGCCUUCCCGAUCUCAAUGUCCUGCAGCUUACCCUAAAUGCGGGAGUACGAACUGUGGACCUGGAUGUCAGAAAGGAUGAAGAUUUGGCACGGUUGCACGAACUUGUGCAGGAUGCGGAUGUCUUCAUACAGGGCUUCCGUCCCGGAGCUCUAGCAAGGAAGGGGCUAGGUGUUACUAAUCUGCUUGAGAUGGCUGGCAAGAGAGGAAAGGGAAUUGUGUAUGUCGAAGAGAAUGCCUACGGGCCUGACGGCCCAUUCUAUGAACGCCCCGGCUGGCAGCAGAUUGGAGAUGCGGCCUCCGGUAGUUCAUACGUUACUGGCAGAUCUCUUGGCUAUACAGACGGUACCAGUGUGCUUCCGCCUCUUCCCAUCUCUGAUAUGACCACCGGUCUUGUCGGAGCGCUGGGGGCAUUGAUGGCUCUUCGCGAUCGUGCACGACACGGUGGCUCCUACCGUGUGCUGAGCUCCCUGGUGGCCGCGGAUGCAAUUUCACUGGAACCUGAGAUUGGUCUUUAUUCUCCAGAUGUGGUCAGAAAGAAUGCGGAAACUUUCCAGUGGGGAGUUAUGGAGCCGUCACAGUAUGUCUCUGAGUUGCUCAUGGUUGUGCUGAAUGGUUGGAAAAGGGUGUACCCUGAGUACUUUUCGCCCGAAUCACCAAUCAUGACCACAUUUGAGCACGGCCACUGGGGCCACAUGCAGCUGCUUAGCCCUGUGGUCAAGCUGGGUGACAAUGCUGUCACCCCCAACUGGACAACGGGACCUGUGCCCCACUGCUACUAUGAUCGCCACAUUUCAUGGCUAUGA